UCCGACGGCGGCACUUCCGGUCGGCAUUUUGUUCUACGAGAGGAGGAGAGCCUCUUUCGGCCGAUCGCAACAAAUCGUCACAUUUCUCCUUUUUACUCCAGGAAAAAAUCUAUUGGCUCGCACUCGUCGCCCGUUUCAACCGUGACGCCGAAGAAGAGACGUGCGCCUUGCCGCAAAACGUGGGAAAUAUUCGGUUGCAAGCUGUGUGACGGAAGAAGGAGCGAACCGAGCCCGACCCCGGAUUAUUGUUGAUAGCUCGCGAGCUAGCCACCUAGCUCGAGUGGGGCUAGCUCGGCGAGCCAAUCCGAGUUGCUUCUGGAGGAGAAGAAAGGGGGAGCUAGAGAUACGGACAUAAAUCCUGCUAAAACAUUCUCCUCCCUUUGGGCGCCACAUCCGAAGCUCGUUGGAGGGUUUGUUUUUCCUCUGAAAUGUCACUGUGUCCACCUGAGGCGGCACAGCGUUUGUCGACAAGGUGUCAGGAGAUGUGAGGACGGGAGUCAUUCGUCGGCCCCCCGAUCUACCUGUGUAUCAACACACUUCCCCCACCCUCACCUCAAGCAUGAAUGGGGAUAUGCCUCAUGUUCCCAUCACUACUCUCGCUGGGAUCGCUAGCCUGACAGACUUGUUGAACCAGCUGCCCCUUCCCUCCCCCUUGCCGGCAACCACCACGAAGAGCCUCUUGUACAAUGGGAGAAUAGCAGAAGAGGUUAACUGUCUUCUGGGCUGCCGGGAUGAGAACCUUGCCUCCCAGCUCGCCCAUGGCCUGAACCAGGUCUCCACAGAGCACAUAGAGCUGAAGGACAACCUGGGGAGCGAUGAGCCUGAGGGAGAUGCACCACUGCUGCUGCAGACUAUGCUGGCCAGAAACCCUGGCAUCUUCAGGGAAAAAAAUGUUAUGCAGCAGUCAAUGGUACAACAAUACAAGAUCACCCAAAAUUCCAUGCACAGUCCGGCCCCAUCGGCAAAUUUUCAGCCAGCAGCAAUUUCUCCCAAUCCAUCAAGUAGGUUUGUGGCACCACAGACAGGCUCUAGUAGUCGAUACAUGGGCCAGCAAAACAGUCCUGUUCCCAGUCCCUACACGCCCCAGAGCCCAGCCCCCGGUUACAUUCAGCAGUACCCCCACCAACAGCCGCCCAGCUAUAACCAACAUCAACAGAUACAGCAAGUGUCCGUGCCCAGUCCAAUGGUUCCGGGAAGUAUACGAAACAUCCAUGAAGGCAAGGUAUCUGGGCAGAUGGCCAACACCGCCAACCACCACUCAGACAGACAUGGCACAGACGACUACUUGAACAUCGUGCACCGGUCGGGCAGUGAGGAUGGUGACUCCUCCCUGAGAAAUCCGGCAUUCCCUCUAAGGUCGCCGCAGUCCGGCUGCUCCCCAGCUGCAGGUGAAGGAACACCUAAACAAGGUUCUCGUCCUCCACUAAUUCUCCAAUCGCCACCUCCAUAUGUGCUGUCGCCGAGGGAAGGGGGACCAGACCAGAAACAGCAACUCCAGCAACGCAAGAAGAUUCCCACCGUGAAAGAGGAGAAAGACAUGUAUGACAUUGUCAGCUCCCCAAACAAGGACUCCACCAAACUCACGCUCAAGUUGUCCCGGGUCAAGUCGAAUGAGUCUGAUCCACCGGGUGAUGCCGUUUCAGGCCUGGACCACAACUCGGACAAUAUAGAGGCUGAAAUGAGCUUUCAGCAAGUGCCUGUUCUCCAGCAGAACCUGAUAGCCCGCCACCAACAAGUCCCCCAGCAGGCAGGGGGUGCUGUUGGUCUGCAGCCUCCUAGUUCCCCUUAUGACGAGGUGGAGCUUGACGCCCUAGCUGAAAUCGAGCGGAUAGAGCGAGAGGCAGCUAGUGAGAAGUGUUCAAAGGAAGUCCAGGAUAAAGACAAGCCACUGAAGAAGAGGAAACAAGACUCUUUUCCCUUGGACCCGGGCGCUGGAGGACCCGGGGGUCCCACAGGGGCCCCAGGAAGUGGACCCACGGGUGGGGGCAAUGCUGGCAAACUGACCCCACAAGAGGCCACAGCAGCUGGGAACGGUGCCAGUCGUCCUCCCCUCAUGGUGAGCAUUGACCUCCAACAGGCAGGAAGGGCUGACGGCCAGCCCGACCCCUGUCUGGCCGCCCCGGUCCCUGCCCUAGAAGCCCAACGAUGGCCCGAAGAACCAUCUUGCGUGCCCGCCGCUGUAGAAGGUUCUGACACAGCCUCGCGUUUGAAACCGGACGGACGACCGGAUGUCAUCAAGAACAGGGUUGAUAAACAUGAUGGCAGAAGAGACUGUCGGGAGUUGUCCAAACACCGACACGAUGACAAGCCUUCAGAUAGGCGGGCGGAGACGCCAAAGUCGUCGGGCCGAGGGGAACACGGACGGGACAGGGAAUCUGACAAAGAUAGGAGGCACCGCAGCGAAACCGGUGACGCUCGUUUGAGAUGUGAUCGAGAUAGGUCCGGCUUCCGGGCGUCCUCUGUCGGAGAGCCUGGUCGUAGCAGCCAUAGGCAAGACAGUCUGAAGCCUUCUGCCGUUUCUUCUGGCCCUAAGCUUCCAGAUUCUUUCCCCGCUCACCUCCUGGGAGGACAAAGUGGCGCACUGAAGAACUUCCAGAUCCCUAAGAUUAAACGUGAUGGUGGCGUUCCAAUCGAGAGUCACAUUUGGGGGCAGCCAAAGGUGAAACUAGAGCGGCUUGGUCUGGUGCAGGACUUUGAGAAGAGGCCCAAGCCUGUGGUACUUCUGAAAAAGCUCUCUGUGGACCAGAUCCAAAGAAUCAUUCGACACAGCAAGUCGGGAAAGAACCGGUUCUCCUCGGGAAAAUAUGGCAAAAGUGGCAUGGACCCGGCCAUCUUAAAAGAACUGCCUCCAGAGUUGCUCGCAGAGAUUGAGUCAACCAUGCCCCUCUGCGAACGAGUCAAAAUGAACAAGCGGAAACGGAGUACGAUCAACGAGAAGCCCAAAUACGCCGAGGUCAGCUCGGACGACGAUGCAAACGAAGAAUCUGCAAGAAAGCGUCAGCGUCGGGAAAAAGAUCGGGCAUGGGACUUUGAGGAAAGAGAGCGACGGACCUCGGGGGAACAUCGGAGAAGUGGAUCCAAAGAAGGCCGUCGAGGCUCGGGGAGCCGUUACCGGGACUCCUCCGAAGAUGACUCGCCGCCUCCCAGCUUGAGCGAUGUUGCCAGGAAAUUAAAGAUGAAAGAGAAACAGAAGAAGCGGAAAGCGUACGAACCGAAGCUCACUCAAGAGGAGCUUAUGGACUCGUCCACGUUCAAGAGGUUCUUAACUAGCAUUGACAACAUUCUGGAGAACCUAGAGGACGUGGAUUUCACCACCAUGGCAGAUGACGAUGAGAUACCUCAGGAAUUGCUACUUGGGAAACACCAGUUAAACGAGCUGGGCAGCGAAUCCGCCAAAAUCAAAGCUAUGGGCAUCACUGGCAGGAUCCCAUCAGACAAACUGGUGAAGUUGCUCAACAUACUAGAGAAGAAUAUCCAGGAUGGAGCUAAACUCUCCACCAUGAUUAACCAUGACCACGAUGGUGAGGAUGAGGAGAGGCUAUGGCGAGACCUCAUCAUGGAACGAGUGACAAAGUCUGCCGACGCCUGCCUCACGGCUCUGAACAUCAUGACAUCGGCGCACAUGCCAAAAGCUGUCUACAUCGAGGACGUCAUCGAGCGGGUCCUACAGUACACCAAAUUCCAUCUGCAGAACACACUCUACCCGCAGUACGACCCAGUCUACAAGGUGGACCCGCAUGGGGGUGGCCUAUUAAGCUCCAAGGCGAAGCGGGCCAAAUGCUCUACGCACAAGCAGCGCGUCAUCAUCAUGCUAUACAACAAAGUGUGUGAUGUCGUCAGCAACAUCUCCGAGCUCCUUGAGAUCCAACUGCUUACUGACACCACCAUCCUCCAGGUUUCAUCAAUGGGAAUCACUCCAUUUUUUGUGGAAAAUGUCAGCGAGCUGCAGCUGUGUGCUAUUAAACUGGUUACAGCGGUGUUUUCUCGUUAUGAGAAGCACCGGCAGCUCAUUCUGGAGGAGAUAUUUACGUCACUGGCCAGGCUGCCCACCAGCAAACGCUCCCUCAGGAACUUCCGGUUGAACAGCUCGGACCAGGAUGGAGAGCCCAUGUACAUCCAAAUGGUGACUGCCUUGGUGUUACAACUCAUCCAGUGUGUUGUGCAUUUACCCAAUGACAGAGACGCUUUGGAGGAGCACGACAGCAAGGUGGACCAAGAUGUGCUGAUUACAAACUCGUAUGAGACGGCAAUGAGAACAGCGCAGAACUUUCUCUCAGUAUUCUUGAAAAAAUGUGGCAGUAAGCAAGGAGAGGAAGACUACCGGCCUCUGUUUGAGAACUUUGUGCAGGACCUACUCUCGACAGUUAACAAACCAGAGUGGCCUGCUGCAGAGUUGCUACUCAGUCUGCUUGGCAGACUCUUGGUGCACCAGUUCAGCAACAAGCAGACAGAGAUGGCUCUCCGAGUGGCUUCUUUAGACUACCUUGGCACUGUGGCCGCUCGCUUGAGGAAGGAUGCCGUUACCAGCAGGAUGGACCAGCGGUCGAUUGAUCGCAUUCUAGAACAGUCUCAGGGUAGUGAUGAAACGCAACAGCUGCAAAAGGCUCUACUGGACUAUUUGGAGGAGAAUGCUGAUACAGAUGCCUCCCUAGUGUUUGCCAGAAAGUUCUACAUUGCCCAGUGGUUUCGGGAUGCUACGACCGAAGCGGAGAAGUCCAUGCGAAAUCAGAACCCGAAGGACGACGACUCUUCGGAGGGGCCGCAGCACGCCAAGGAAAUGGAGACCACGGGUGAGAUCAUGCAGCGAGCCGAGAAACGCAAGAAGUUCUUGCGCAACAUCAUCAAGACCACGCCGGCUCAUUUUGCCACAUUGAAGAUGAACUCUGACACUGUGGACUACGAGGACUCCUGUCUAAUUGUGCGCUAUUUGGCCUCCAUGAGGCCGUUUGCACAGAGCUUUGAUAUUUAUUUAACACAGAUAUUACGAGUCCUCGGUGAAAGUGCCAUAGCAGUGAGGACUAAAGCCAUGAAGUGUCUGUCCGAGGUUGUGGCAGUGGAUCCCAGCAUCCUUGCGAGGUCGGACAUGCAGCGUGGAGUCCACGGCCGCUUGAUGGACAACUCAACAAGUGUCAGAGAAGCAGCUGUGGAGUUGCUUGGCAAGUUUGUCCUUAGCAGACCGCAGCUCACCGAGCAGUACUACGACAUGCUUAUAGAGAGAAUACUGGACACUGGUAUCAGUGUAAGGAAGCGGGUGAUCAAGAUCCUGCGAGACAUCUGUUUGGAGCAGCCCACCUUCAGUAAAAUCACAGAGAUGUGUGUCAGAAUGAUUCGCAGGGUCAAUGAUGAGGAGGGAAUCAAGAAAUUGGUGAAUGAAACAUUUCAGAAGUUAUGGUUCACGCCAACGCCGGCCCACGACAAGGAAACCAUGACCAGAAAGAUCCUCAACAUUACAGACGUGGUCGCGGCAUGUCGAGACACUGGCUAUGACUGGUUUGAACAACUUCUUUCCAAUCUUCUCAAAUCUGAGGAGGACGCAUCAUAUAAACCUGCCAAAAAGGCCUGCGUCCAACUGGUGGACAAUCUGGUGGAGCAUAUCUUGAAAUAUGAAGAGUCUCUGGCAGAGAGCAAAGGCGUGAACUCCACCCGUUUAGUGGCCUGCAUCACUACAUUGUACCUGUUCAGCAAGAUUAGGGCACAGCUCAUGGUAAAACACGCCAUGACUAUGCAGCCUUACCUAACCACCAAGUGUAACACUGCCAACGACUUUAUGGUCAUUUGCAAUGUAGCGAAGAUGUUGGAGCUGGUGGUGCCUCUGAUGGAGCACCCCAGUGAGACGUUCCUUGCCACUAUUGAAGAGGACCUCAUGAAGCUCAUCAUCAAGUAUGGCAUGACGGUGGUCCAGCACUGUGUCAGCUGUCUCGGCGCUGUUGUCAACAAAGUGACUCACAACUACAAGUUUGUCUGGGCAUGCUUCAAUAAAUUCUAUUGUGCACUUAAUAAGCUAAAGGCCCAGCAUCAGGAGGAUCCAAACAGCACGACGUUGAUAGCAAACAAGCCUAUCUUGCUGCGAGCACUGUUCACCGUGGGUGCCCUUGGUCGACACUUUGAUUUUGACCUAGAAGAAUUCAAAGGCUCAACCAAGAUCAUUAUCAAGGAAAAGGUUCUGGAGCUUCUACUAUAUUUCACCAAGCAUGAGGACGAGAAAGUCAAGACGAAAGCUAUUAUCGGGUUAGGCUUUCUCGUCAUCAUGCAUCCCAGCCAAAUGUUCAUGCCAGAAGUGAAAUCCUUGUACAAUGGCAUCUUGGCUGACAGUGCCUCGUCCAUCAACCUCAAAAUCCAGAUCCUCAAAAACCUCCAGACGUACCUGCAAGAAGAAGACACGAGAAUGCAAGAAGCAGACCGGGAAUGGAAAAAGCUUUCCAAACAGGAGGAUCUGAAAGAAAUGGGGGACAUUUCCUCAGGGAUGAGCAGCUCUAUUAUGCAGCUUUACCUGAAGCAGGUGCUGGAGGCCUUCUUCCACACGCAGUCCAGUGUGCGGCACUUUGCGCUCAAUGUCAUUGCGCUCACUCUGAACCAGGGCCUCAUUCAUCCGGUGCAGUGCGUGCCUUACCUAAUUGCCAUGGGAACCGACCCGGAGCCCAGCAUGAGGAACAAAGCUGAUCAGCAACUGGUGGAGAUAGACAAGAAAUACACAGGAUUCAUCCAUAUGAAAGCAGUUGCUGGGAUGAAGAUGUCAUUUAACCUGCAGCAGUCAAUCGAGAUGUCUCGGAGGACUAUCAUACGAGGCUUCAGACAAGACGAAACCCACUCGGCUCUCUGCUCGCAUCUCUUCUCCAUGAUCCGCACCAACCGGCAACACCGGAGGGCAUUUCUCAUCUCUCUACUAAAUCUCUUUGAUGACAGCGCCAGAACGGAGGUGAACAUGUUGCUGUUCAUAGCGGACAACCUGGCCUGCUUCCCGUACCAAAGCCAGGAAGAACCUCUCUUCAUCAUGCACCAUAUAGACAUCUGCCUGUCAGUUUCUGGAAGCAACCUUCUUCAAAACUUUACAGAGCUUCUAUUAAAAGAGCCGAGGCGGAAAGAGAAGAAGGUGAAGGAGUGGAAGAGCAGGUCAGACGGGGAGGAUGAUGAAGAAAAAAUGAACUGUGAGUCCCCCGGGAGCGUCGAGGAACGAAAUAGCGAAGAUGACGAGGUGGUACGGCAGCCUAAAAAGACAAGAAAACCAGUGGACGAUUCCGAAAGCUCAGAGUCUGAUUCUGAUCUCGACGAUUUAAGCGUGGAUGAUACGGACAGGGUUAUGAAACGUCUUCCAGACAAUCCCGCUAGCCUUUUGGACUUUGCCAACUCUGUUCAAGGCAUAUUGUUGCUGCUGGUGCUCAAACAGCAUCUGAAGAACCAAUACGGAUUUUCAGACGGCAAAAUUCAAAAGUACUCACCGACCGAGUCGGCCAAGGUAUACGAUAAGGCGGUGAACCGAAAAAUCAACGUUUACUUCAACCCCCGGCAAACCCUUGACUUUAUCUCCAACAACAUGGCACGCGCCACAGUAACGGAAGAUGUCAAGAGGCGGAUAGUCAAACAGUAUCUUGAUUUCAAGAUACUAAUGGAACAUCUAGACCCGGACGAGGAGGACGAGGAGGGAGAAGCAUCAGCAAGCGCCAACAUCCGAAACAAAGCCAUAAAUGCCCUGCUGGGAAGCUCGGGACCGUUGAUGGGGCCCAGUCCGCGCAAUCAGGCGGGACCGGAGACAGAUGACGACUACAGCGACGGCGAUGAGCGCGCACCAGGGUCCUCUCGGAAGACGAGACGAUCGGGAGACCCGUCGGAUCCCGGCAGGAUGAAUGAGACUGUGGAGGUGAUGGACGUGAUCGCCCUGUGCUGCCCCAAGUACAAGGACCGGCCACAGAUCGCCCGCGUGGUCCACAAAACCACCAGCGGCUACGCCAUCCACUGGAUGGCCGGCUCCUACUCGGGGCCUUGGGCCGAGGCCAAAAAGCGAGACGGCCGCAAACUGGUGCCUUGGGUGGACACGAUCAAGGAGUCGGACGUCAUUUUCAAGAAGAUUGCCUUGACCAGCAACCACAAACUGAGCAACAAAGUAGUGCAGACUUUACGCUCGCUAUACGCAGCGCGGGAAGGAGGAGCCAGCUAAUGGCUCCUGCGUUUUUGUUAUUUUUGUUUUGUUGUUUCUCAGAUUUUUUCUACCUGCUCCCCGCCGCCUCAUCCACACGGCCAAACUUCACUGGAUUUGCACCCUUUUCUCUUCCUCAUUUUUGUAUGAAAAACAAGACACUACAUACUUUUACAUGAGUUAUUCUUUCAAAAGAAAAAGACUUAUUAUUUUAUUAUUAUUAUUAUAUUGAAUGGACUGCUCAUGUUCAUGUGUAUGUGUACACGUACGGAGAGGAUAUAAGAUCCAGAAAACUUAUUGAAAGGAAAUAAUAGCUCCAGUUGAUCCCCUCCGUUGGAAGGCUUUUCCCAGAAGGGCGGUGGGGAGCGGGGGAAUGUUUGGUCAACAUUGUCGUGGGAGCUCCUUCGCUGUUGUGCAGCCGAUUCUAGUCGCUCAUUUCUUACUCCCACUGUAUUAUAGUUUAACACAAACAGAAAAACUAAAAAAUGUUUAUAUCUCUGAAGACAAAACUGUAAAAAAACAAAAAAAUCCCACAUGAACUAAAAAAAAUAAUAAAACCUUAAGUGAAUGUUGGAAAUUAGUCUUUUUGAUGUUCUUAUUAAAGUGUUUUUUGAAGUUUAUUAUAAUACUAGCACCUAAUGGUUUUCCCUUCUAUAGUUUUUAGAUAUUUGAAAGAAGAAAAUAACUUUUUUUUUUUUCUUUAAAAUUUUUGUUCAUUUUUAUUUGUCCAUGCUGUACAAUGGCAGAGUCCUCUGAAUAUAAUUUAUUCUAUUUCGAACUACGCAUGCAGUAUAUAUGUGGCCUAUUGCAGGAGGAUAUUUUGUAAAUGUCGAUUUUUGUUGUUUUAGGUCACCUUAGUAAUAUGAGGAAAGGGGAUUCAUAACUUUUU
Molecule: messenger RNA, 9020 nt
Organism: Corythoichthys intestinalis (scribbled pipefish)
Lineage: Eukaryota; Metazoa; Chordata; Actinopteri; Syngnathiformes; Syngnathidae
Gene: nipbla
Product: NIPBL cohesin loading factor a
Exons: 48
Coding region: 560-8152 (2530 amino acids)
Biological process (GO): brain development; regulation of gene expression; establishment of protein localization to chromatin
Cellular component (GO): Scc2-Scc4 cohesin loading complex
Molecular function (GO): chromatin binding
Source: RefSeq, a predicted model, not a curated record